UCUUCAUCUCCUUUUAGGCUUAACCACUACCCUCAUCAAGCCUCUUCAGAGCAGUCUGCCUAUCUACAACAACCGUCAUCCUACAGUCAUCUCUCACCAUCUCCAUCUCAGACACCACCGAUACACCAUCCCCUUUCUCAUAUCCCAACAAAGCCGACACUGAACCAACACGCCCUCGCAACCACUGUUCAAAUUUUCAUAUCCAUCUCCUCAUCGACACACCACACAAAUUCAUCCUCCUAUCGAUCCAACCCUCAAAUUCAUCCCCUAAUCGACCAAACCUCCACCUCCACUUACCACCCAAACCAAGCACACCACACAACCACCAAGCAAGAAUCCACAACCACCAAGCAAAAUGAAGUGGACCCCCGAAAACAUGAACAUCGUACGCUCACCUUCUCCUCAUCCCCCCAUCCCCCCAUCCACCCCCCAACCCAACCUCCGUAAAACUAACACCCAGACCCAGCUCUGGGAAACCCUCUUCGAAACCCAUAACCUAACCAUCGACAUCGACAAGAUGGCCGCCGUCUGGCCCAACGACGACGAAAAGCCCACCGCCCGCGCCAUCAAAGAGCGUCUCGAGAAGUUCCGCCGCAACCUCAAGAACGGCGGGAGCACCAUCACCUUCAGCAUGGGUGGGAAGCACGCGAAUACGGAGUCGCCGGAGGCGAAUCGGGUGAAGAAGCGGCGGGUUUCCGUCAAAAAGUCUGCAGCGGGGAAGGGGGAGACUGGGAGGGAUGAGGGAGGUGCGCAGGGGGGUGAUGAGAUGGGUUUGAGCGUGAAGAAGGAGGAGGAGGAGGGAGAGCUGGGUGGUGUCUUUGGUGGUGAUGUCGUCUAGACUCUGGGCACCGGCCUAUGCUAUGGAGAUAUUCUCGUCGGUUGAUGCGGGGAUUACGGGGAUGCAGGUGGGUGGGUGGAUUGUUUUUCGGGGGUGCUGUGCCCAGGGGUACAGUAAAUUUGGUUUCCUCGAUUUUACUCGAAGGCUAAUAUGGAAUGGCAAUGAUGAUUCCGACUUGAGUACAUGGCGUAGAUUCUUAUUCUGGCUGUGUUGGUGCCCAGCUGUUGUGCUGUAUGCGGUCC
Messenger RNA from Aspergillus fijiensis CBS 313.89, 1080 nucleotides. RefSeq lists its product as uncharacterized. Lineage: Eukaryota; Fungi; Ascomycota; Eurotiomycetes; Eurotiales; Aspergillaceae. The transcript is spliced from 2 exons. Bases 356 to 838 code for a protein of 160 amino acids. The record is from RefSeq and is a predicted model, not a curated record.